AGUCGGUGGCGAGACUUUGCCCGCGUAUAUUCAACAACCCUUUAAAUUCAAAUAUUAUAUAAUUAUUAAAUAUAAUUAAAUUAUACACUUUGCAUAUAUCAAACUACAUCAUCAAAAAUAUUUUAAAAGUUUUCCCUUAUUUUCCAACAAUAUAAAUUAAAUUUCAAAAUUAAAAAAAAAAAAAAUUAAUCAAAAUUUAUAAUUAAAAAAAAAAAUAAAAAAAAAAAACAUUUUUAAAAUGACAAAAAUGUUAUUUAAAAAAGUAUAAAUGUGCUUUAAAAAAUUUGUGUUUAGUUAUAACUUUCAAUGAAUUGGAUUUACUUAUUUUUAAAUAAUUAAUAAAAAAAAAAAAUUGUACAAUUUUUUAUUCCAUUAGCAUUUGAUGCUAAUUAAGAAUCAAAAAUGUUCCAGAUUAUAUUGCUCAUUCAAGUGGCGCUAGUCUUCACUGUUUGUAAUGGCAUACAAAAUUUUGAAGAGACUCCACAAUAUACUGAAGUUAAUCCAGGACAAGAUGCUAAGUUAGUUUGUCGUGUUCUUGGCAAACGUGGCGUUUGUAUUUGGCAAAAAGAUCAAAAGCCAAUUGGAAUGCAUUUACAAAAAUACGAAUGGGUUGGAUCACCGGAUAUGGGUGAUUGUUCAUUGUGGGUAAGAUCAGCAACACUUGAAUUUGAUGAUGGUCUUUGGCAGUGUCAAGUAACAGCCAGUGAUUUUACGACUCAAGAUGCACUUGCAUCUGAACCAGCAAGGCUAGUUGUUCGAGUCAGUCCAAAAAGACCACAAAUUGAAUAUGCCGGUGCUGUGAUACUUCCUGGUGGUAAUGUAACAGCAAGAUCAGGUGAAAUUGCAACAUUGACUUGCAUUGCUAGAUACGGAAAUCCACCACCUUUAAUUAAAUGGUAUCUGAGAGACGUCGAAUUGAGAACAACAAGACCACAGGUUAAUGCAACUGAGAUUGAUAAUCCAAGAACUUGGUCAACCAAAAGUAUUUGUGAUAUUGAAGCUGAUCGUUCAAGAUACGGUCAUUCGAUAAGAUGUGAAGCAAUACAUCCUGCAUACUCAACUCAAUCCUCAAUCAUUGAGGUCAGGUUCGACGUGAGAUAUGCACCAGAAACACGUCUUGUUGGUGUGCCAAUUGGACAACUUGAAGAAGGACGUGAUAAAUUAGAAAUACGUUGUUUAUCAAAUGCAAAUCCAACAGCAUCAAUAUUAUGGAAACGUACAAAAGGAAUUGAUAUGGAAGUUGUUAGUAUUGGUGAAACAUUAAUGUAUUCACCAAUUCAUCGUAAUCAUGCAGCAACAUAUGUCUGUGAAGCAUCAAAUACUGAGGGUGAAAGUAGUCCAGUAUCAAUUCAAAUAUCAGUCAAUUAUCCACCAAAAAUUGAUUCUGUUGGACCAGAUAGAUUAUCAACAGCUUUACUUUAUUCUGGUGCAUCAUUUGAGUGUCAUGCUGAUGCAAUGCCACCAUCUGAUUACAGAUGGGAACAAGUAUUUACUGAUGGCCGUAUGCCAGCUCAAUGCGGUCGAGGUCAACGUCUUAUUCUUACAAAUGUAACUUAUGAGCAACAGGGACAAUAUAUAUGCAUUGCAUCAAAUAGUAUUAAUGGAAAAGUUCGUGAGGUUAAAAGCACACCAGUAUCACUUGAAGUUGUUGGUGCACCAAGGGUAGUGAAGCCCCGAAUUAAUGAAAAAUAUAUUGUAACAACAAUUGAAGGUAAUCCAGCAAGAUUAGAAAUACGAUUGUGCUCAAAUCCAAAACCAAGAUUAGUUGCAUGGGAAUGGGGAAGUACACGUCUUCAUGCUGGUGAAGUUUUGGAAUCAAGAUAUCGUGCACUUGAUUUAGAACCACUUGUAUCAGAAGAUUGUUUUGCAGCAAUAUUAGAAUUAACAACAACAGUUAAACAAGAUCAAAGAUUAUACUAUGUAAUUGUAGAAAAUGACAGAGGAAGUGAUAGACGUGCAUUAAUGUUACGAGUUGAUGAACCAGGACAAAUACCAUUGGUGAUUGGUGCUGUUGCUGGUUUUACUGUUCUUUCAGUAUUAAUUAUGGCAUUUAUUUGUUUUUUACGAUCAGACAAAUGUUGUGUACCAAGAAAUACUGGACCAACACUACAACAAGUACACUGUACAAAAGCAUCAAAUGCAAUGAUUGAAGAUCCAAGACUGACAAUGGACACAAUGGAACGUGUUGAACAACAAUAUGUUUCUGAAAAACGCCAAAAUCAUAUAUUAAAACCCGUCCCAACACAACAAUAUCAACAAGACUGUUAUCAAUUAAAUAGACAUGAACCAACACAUGAAUCUCAUUAUCAGAGGCAUCAUCAUCAAGGUUUACAUGGACCUCAGUAUACACUCCAGCGUGGUACCGGCAUCAAGACAGAACGACUUAAUGAAUCAAAUUCAAUCCGGAAUAUUUCGCGACCUCGUUACAGGACCUAGGACAAUGAUAUUGAGUCUAAAAUUGGACUCCAAAUGACUCAAUAUAAUAAAUAAUUAAUUUUUGUAAAAUUAUUCAAAUUUGCUUGUAAAGCACGUCAUAAUAUUUUUCAUUGAAUUAACAAUGAAAUCAUUCAUCAAAGAAAAAAUACAAAAUUUAAUAAAAAAAACUACAUCGAUUCUUUAUACAAAACUCUGAUAUAUUUUUGUUUGAAAUUUACUCAAAUAUAUUCAAGUUUUGCUGAGGAAAAUAAUCAAUAAUAAAUCAGAAAUUUUAAUCUAAAUUUUUUGUGUAUAAUAAAGUACCUGGCUACAGAAAAAA
Aphidius gifuensis is the source of this 2755-nucleotide messenger RNA. Its product is annotated as kin of IRRE-like protein 2. The transcript is spliced from 13 exons. Gene Ontology annotation, molecular function: cell adhesion molecule binding. The record is from RefSeq and is a predicted model, not a curated record. Lineage: Eukaryota; Metazoa; Arthropoda; Insecta; Hymenoptera; Braconidae. Bases 403 to 2436 code for a protein of 677 amino acids. Gene Ontology annotation, biological process: cell-cell adhesion. Gene Ontology annotation, cellular component: cell-cell junction.